CUUGCGCCACCACCCCACCACCACGCGCUCCCUAUCAUCAAAUAACCGGUAGCAACGAUGACUGGUAUUGACCAGCAGAAACUACAGCUGGCGAAAGCGCGCUUCAAACUCAUGCUUCAGAGAGAAAAGGAUCAGCGUGGCCUCGCUGAGAGAAUCGAUGAACUCCACGGUCACUUAGAAGAUGUUUUCCAACAGAACUCCUCCGGGCAUAUUCAGGUACCGUCGCUUGUUUGAUCAACCCUGAUCGUCAUGAGCAGACUAAUAGCCUCCACUUAGACAUGCACCAAUUGGAUCUCCACCCAUCUGUCUAAGUCCCCAGCUCUCAUCGACGCAUUUGGUCAGUACCUGGUCAUGCUGUCCAAGGCCAUAGUCCUAGACGACAACCGCAAGGCUGCGCGGGCUUCUCGUAAUCGAAUGGACCUUCUCCUCAUCGUCAACGAUCUUCUGAAAAUUGGUACACACCAGGCUGGUCAUGGUCAAGGCGGAGCAAUGGUCGAUGAGCUUCAGCAUCAUAUCGAGGAACUCGUUGUUCUUGCGGCUGCCGGGAUAUUUCGCAAAGGCUCGAAGCUGGAAGGCAAGCUUAAUGCCAUUCUCAGGAUGUGGGAGGUGAACAGGGUGUUUAGCCACGACCGCUGUGAGAUUAUUUGUAUGAAAGCUGCCCAGGCUCUGAAGCAGUCACAGCCGCGGCAGCCGAAAGGGACUGCUUCUAGAGCCCCCAGCUACACUCUGCCCGUCAUUCCAAGGGAUAUCCCGUGGUAUGAACUCCCCGCGUCAACGAUGCUAGAGGAGCUCUACCUUCAUCCGGACAAAGCCGUCGACAUCAAGAAAUUGAAGGUCAAGACAUUCGCGUCUGCCAUUCCAUCACAAAAGACUAAGGACCUCCUCGACGAGUAUUGGGAAACAGUCGAGGCCAUGGACUGGCGUGCGACUGCCAAUGAAACUCCUGGGGGUUUCAACUAUGAGUAUGAUAAUUUCGGCCAGACUGUUCGCGUCAACAAAAUCACCGGCGAGAAGAAGACGAUGUUCAACUACUAUGGAUGGUCUAUCCCAUGGUGCGAAGAGAUAAAGGAACACGGGAAGCCACUGUGCAUUCUGGACAACCGUGAGGAUGUGCAAGAGAGGGCACGCAUGGAGGCUGACGAGAAGGCCCGCAAAGAGGCGGAAGAGGAUGCUUUCCGCUGUGAGCAAGAGCGAAAACGAGAGGAAGCUCGCGAGCGGGAACGACGCGCGAAUAGCGGGCCGUAUCCCGCCGAGGACAUGUCCCAAAAUCAGUACGAUUCACAGCGUCCUCCACCAGUUCAAAACUACCCGACGCAACCCUCUGGGUACCCACCGCCGCCCCUAGCUCCCGGAUACAGGAACCCUUACCAACAACCAUAUCAAGGCGGCUACGGCCAACCUAUCCCCUCUUUUAACAAUGCACCGUAUGGCCAAGGCAAUUUCGGAUAUCCCCAAAAUGGAUCACCUCCUAGUCGUGGCGGGCCAAACUUCGGUCGGGGUGGCAUUGGCCAAGGAGGGAAUGGGUGGAAUCGGGGCGGGUUUAACCCCAAUAUGCGUGGUCGGGGCCGAGGUGGCUCUGGUUGGAGUUAGGUUUUGCUGCCUUUGGAACAGGUCCUGGCUGUCAUACUUCAUGUAAUAUGUA
This is a messenger RNA of Lindgomyces ingoldianus, 1642 nucleotides long. RefSeq lists its product as uncharacterized. The record is from RefSeq and is a predicted model, not a curated record. The transcript has a single exon. The coding region runs from base 352 to 1590 and encodes 412 amino acids. Lineage: Eukaryota; Fungi; Ascomycota; Dothideomycetes; Pleosporales; Lindgomycetaceae.